AUAUAUAUACAAAUAUACAUAUAUUUAUUUAGAUAGUAAAUACAUAUAUCAAUAUUUAUUUAACAAAUGUCAGAAGUAGCAUCCUUAGGUACAAUGAAUCAUGAAGAAAUUGAAAGAACAACAAAUGAUAUGGUUUUAAAUAAUAAAGAAGCUUCUAACCAAAUGGAAGGUAUGUCAACCCAUUCAUCCACUCAUAGUGCUACUUCAUCUACGACGACAACAAGUUCAGUCCAUGAUUUCUUUAGUUCUACACCAAAUGCAUCCUUUUCUUCUAGUACACAUAGUAGCUCAGGAGGGAUACCGCAUAAUACGGUCAUGAAUUAUGCUAUGAACAGUAGUAGAACCAGUGUUACCUCAGCUUUCUCAGAACAGUUAUUAGACCAUUCCCAUUUGAAGCCAGGCAGAGACGCCUCACUUUUGUCAUACCCACAAACGAUCAACAUGUACAGAGAGAAUGCGAAAAAGACAAAUAAUCCUAAUAUUCAAUGUGAGUUUGCCAACUUUAUAAUUGAAGCUGCCAAGCAACUACCGAACGAUGAUGUGAAUAGACAGGGAUAUUUAAUAGAGGCAGAAAAAUUAUUGAAGCAAUUGGCAGUGAAAGGUUUUGCUGAAGCACAAUAUAGUCUUGGUAAACUUUAUGAAGCUGGUUUAUUAAAUAAAAAGGGGAAACCUGAAUUAGAUAAAGCUUUCCCACUCUAUGUACAGGCUUCAAAACAUUUACAUGCUGAUGCCUCUAACAGGGCUGCAAAUUGUUAUGAACAUGGUUUAGGUUGUCGUGCAAAUGGUGCAAAAGCUAUUUUAUUUUACAAAAAAGCAGCUGCUUUGAGUCAUCCAGGCGCUAUGAGACGUUUAGGUACAGCUUAUUUUAAUGGUGAAUUAGGAGUGACAAAGAAUGCAAAGGAAGGAGUUAAAUGGUAUAAUCGAUCUAUUGAAGCUAUUAAUGCCGAUUAUCCAGAGGCACUCUAUGAUGUUGCUGAGUUAUAUAUCACAGGCGUACCUAACGUUGUUUAUGUUGAUUUAAAUUACGCUGUUUCGUUAUUAAAUCAAGCUGCUGAAUUAGGUUACGCUCCUGCUGCAUUCAAGCUGGGUGAAUGCUAUGAAUAUGGAAAAUUAAAUUGUCAACCCGAUGCUGCACUUUCUAUUCAUUAUUAUACCAUUGCAGCUGAGAAGGGACAUAAGGAAGCAUGCUUUGCACUGACAGCAUGGUAUCUGGUUGGCUCACCCAAUGUAUUACCCCAAUCAGAUGAGCAAGCCUAUGGUUGGGCAAAACGUGCUGCAGAUACUGGUUUGCCAAAGGCAGAAUAUGCAAUGGGUUAUUUUACUGAAGUAGGUAUCGGAUGUGAAAAAAAUCCCACUCUUGCCCUUCAAUGGUAUCAAAAGGCUGCAAACAAUGGUGAUAAACGUGCCAUUCAAAGACUUCAAGAUAAAACUCCACAACAGAAACUACCUACUGAAAAGAAAACAAGAAGUUCUAAUGAUGAUUGUAAAAUCAUGUAAAAAAAAAAAAAAAAAAAAAAAAAAAAAAAAAAAAAA
Cokeromyces recurvatus is the source of this 1533-nucleotide messenger RNA. RefSeq lists its product as uncharacterized. The transcript has 3 exons. Lineage: Eukaryota; Fungi; Mucoromycota; Mucoromycetes; Mucorales; Mucoraceae. The coding region runs from base 67 to 1497 and encodes 476 amino acids. The record is from RefSeq and is a predicted model, not a curated record. Gene Ontology annotation, molecular function: protein binding.